GAUCGAGCCGCGCGGCGCACAUACCUUGAGCUCCCGACGGGCUCCGCUUUCCGCGGAGCAGCACUGGAGGCGCUGCGCGACCUGCGGAAGAUUUCUGCUUAUUCUCCUCAUCCUCCUAAUCUGGCUGCAAUCCUGUAUGCACUUAUCUGGGAGAAAUGCCUCUUGAAUUCAGUGGGACUUCUGAAUAAUUUGCAUAGUAUUGCAGUGUUACGAAUUAAAUGAAUGGCAAUGCAUGGGAUUUGGUACAGUAUUUACAAAUCAACAGCCUUGCAGAUUUGAGAAGGACACGACACACAAGGAAUCUCAAAAGAGGAGAGAGAAAUCCAUCAGGUUUAACAGCAAGACUGAAGAUGAUGUUAGGAAAAAGCACAAUUAAAAGAGAAGCACUAAGGCAAUCAAGAACCAGGCACAGACUGGUUCUUCCUUGUUUUAGAUUCCACAGAAGCUGUGGGGUGAGGGAGGGAAGAGGAAGUCAGUUUUUGUCCAGUGGAUUGCAGUUGUCUUGGGCAGAAUCUGAGUUUCCGGUGCCUCUUUCACCCUUGCAGAUGCCUGCAUCUGGAGGCAGCCACUGACAGGAUGUUUGCCAUCCACCCUCCCAAUGCGACCUGGCCGUCACCUGUCCUCCGCCUGGGGAACAACUCCUCAAGUCAUGCAGAGCUGGUGAAGAGCCGGAACAGCAGUGCUCCUUCGGCAGCUGCCCCUAUCUUCUCUAUGACUCUGGGUGUCGUCUCCAACGUUGUGGCACUGGUGAUCCUGGUCCAGUCCUACGCUCGCUUCCGGCGCCGCUCCAAGGCCACAUUCCUGCUCUUUGCCAGCAGUCUGGUGAUCACAGACCUCGCGGGCCAUGUCAUCCCAGGCUCCUUUGUACUGCACCUCUACGCCACGCAGUCCCGUUUCAGGGGCAUGGACCCUUCCGGAGCCCUCUGCCAGUUCUUUGGUGCCUCUAUGGUAUUCUUUGGACUGUGCCCGCUCUUCCUGGGCUUCAUAAUGGCAGUGGAGCGCUGCGUGGGCAUCACCCGGCCGUUGCUGCACGCGGCUUUGGUCACACCAGGCCGGACAAAGCUUUCCCUGUUUGGACUCUGGGCCACUGCCUUAGCCAUUGCCCUGCUGCCUUUCUGCUCCUUUGGGAGGUACGAAAUCCAGGCCUCAGACACCUGGUGCUUCAUCAAAGUGGGGAAAACAGACACAUGGUCCGAGGUGACUUUUGCCCUGCUUUUCUCCUUGCUGGGGUUGGCCUCACUGCUUGCGUCCUUCGUCUGCAACACAUUCAGUGGAUUCACUCUGGUGCGUGCGCGGCUCCGUGGUCAGCGCAAGUGUGGGUACCGGCGAGCCAAGGCCCACGACAUUGAGAUGGUUGUGCAGCUGGUGGGGAUCAUGAUGGUUUCGUGCAUCUGCUGGAGCCCCUUACUGGUUUUCGUCAUCUUGUCAGUGAGCAAUUCCCAUGGAUCCCUGAAUUAUGGACAGCUGCUCUUUUUAGGCGUGCGCCUCGCCUCCUGGAACCAGAUUCUGGAUCCCUGGGUAUAUAUCCUGCUGCGGCGCUCUGUGCUGCGCAAGAUGAUUGCCCUGUUUCUCCGGCGUCCUGAUAUCAAAGGGAUCCAGUUUGACCGCUGGGAGGCCAGCUCUUUCCAAAGCUCAGAGCGCAGUGUUGCUGCUGGACGCAUCUAACGCUGGCUGGAGCAAGUAGGAGUACCUAUACCCUGGAGACGUUCUGAGAAACUGUUGGCACAUUCUCCAAAAUGUGCAGAAUGUUCUCUUUGGUAUUUAGCAUCCAGGUUCCUUGGCUGAUCAUGCUAUCGAUGCAACUACAAGGAACCAGUGCAGCAUCUGACCCUGGAACUAAGGAGUAACUGUGGGGCCCUAGACUGUGGAGCCAUGUGCUCUACUGGGCCUGCUCCCUGCCUGGGCAGGACUUUCCUGUGAAUGAGAGGCACUGGAUCUUUUGGGGAGAUUUGCUGAGGAUCGAUCGUGCUUUGUGUGGGGUGGCACCUGUCCUGCAUGCAAAAGGUCUGACGUGCAUUAUAAGCACCUUCAGUUAAGCAGGAUGGCAAAAAACCUCUGCCUCAGAUGCAGGAGACCCACCACUGGACUACAUGAACCAGUAGUGUGAUUCAGCCUGAAAGAUUUUGUCAGCAAUGGGGAGAAGAGCCACGAUUUGGUGCACUUUGAAUGCAUGCCAUGCUUCUUGGUACAAGCCAUACCAUGUGUCGGGUUGUUACUAGUGGUGAAAUGCUGGUAUGAGUAUGAUGCCACCUGGAACUGCUUUGUAUGGUUUAACUGCAAGUGCUCAGGAACAUCUGCUUGCUUGUGGAUUACCAGGCAAGGCGACACCUGCAGUGAUCCUCCUGCACUGGAUCAUUUGAUUUAGGUAACUCACCGUGUAACUUUCAAUGUGCUACCCUGCAGAAACCUGGUCACUCAGAGCUCAUCUUCCUAGCCUCCAGGCUGCUUCAUUUCAGCUCUGUACAAGGAAACUUAAAUAUAAAUGUUGCAGCCUUUAGUCAGAGGCAAUGUGCUCCAAGAGGAAGUAUCCUUAUAUAGCUCUAAGAGAGGCUGCAUGUAAACUAACACAGUUAGUACAGACAGCUGCACUGCAACACAUGGCAAGGAUGGCCUUUAGUUUUGAUGGCAACAUUGGCCUCCUGCAGGGUGAAAAAGGCUGGAAUGUGACUCCCAAGACCAAAAGGGAAAGGAAAAGGCUUCAAGAACUCAGCACUAGUAAGUUGGACUUGUCCAUAGAAAGAGUUUGUGGUAGAGUUGAAAUAGGCAGUCUCUCUAGCCCUGGAUAAAUUUCGGUUUGGAAGGAACCUGAGAGUCCUUUUGUGAAACUCCUUAGAAAGGUGGGGCUGGGCAGCCGACUGUAAAUGAGGUACCUCUGAGUGUUGUACUACCCCGUACUCCAGGGUGAUGUUGACAGGGGCAGGGGUCAAGAGAAUACGAGUUUGCACGUCUGUCAAGUCACAGGGUCAGGGCUGACAUGCUAGUACCCUGGCCUGUGGGAGCUCUUAACCAGCGCUGGGCGCUCUACAAUAAAGUUUCCGUGGCACA
Molecule: messenger RNA, 3045 nt
Organism: Varanus komodoensis (Komodo dragon)
Lineage: Eukaryota; Metazoa; Chordata; Lepidosauria; Squamata; Varanidae
Gene: PTGER1
Product: prostaglandin E receptor 1
Exons: 3
Coding region: 577-1665 (362 amino acids)
Biological process (GO): positive regulation of cytosolic calcium ion concentration; adenylate cyclase-activating G protein-coupled receptor signaling pathway; inflammatory response
Cellular component (GO): plasma membrane
Molecular function (GO): thromboxane receptor activity; prostaglandin E receptor activity
Source: RefSeq, a predicted model, not a curated record